This is a messenger RNA of Haliotis rufescens (red abalone), 3817 nucleotides long. Its product is annotated as annexin-B12-like. Lineage: Eukaryota; Metazoa; Mollusca; Gastropoda; Lepetellida; Haliotidae. Gene Ontology annotation, cellular component: cytoplasm. Gene Ontology annotation, molecular function: calcium-dependent phospholipid binding; calcium ion binding. The record is from RefSeq and is a predicted model, not a curated record. The transcript has 16 exons. Bases 169 to 1794 code for a protein of 541 amino acids.
AAAACUUUAAGGUGAAGGUUGCUGGCAGAAAGGGCAAGGCCGACAGGUUGUUUACAUCUCCAUGGAGGCCCUUGACACCUGCUAGAGACCAUCCAAAAUAGUGAACGUAGCCGGUCGCUUUUUAUCCAGAUAGCAUCUGUGUCUUACAUAAGGGGUUUUCGGUAAAUCAUGUCAUACUACCAGAGCAACUAUCCGAGCUAUGGAGGAGGGUAUGGGUCUGCGUACCCCCCAAGUUCCGGACCUCCCCCACCCCCAGGUUAUGGCGGGGGGUACCAGAGUGCCUACAAUGUUAACCAAUAUCCAUAUGGAGGGGCGUACCAGCAGCAAGGGGCAGUGCCGGGCUUCACGGUGCCGGCUGUACAACAGUGCGCUUACAACAACCAGGCCAUGGUGCAACAGGCGCCAGUCCAGAUGGCCCAGCCCACGAGCAACGCUGUCAACAACUUCGACCAACAUCUCCAGAACUGGCAGAUGCAGCAGCAACAGCGCAUGAUGGAUAUGAUGGAGGAAAGGUUUAGAAGGCUGGAGGAGAUGCAGUCAAAGGGUGAGGAGAUCAGCAAGGAGGAGGAACAGGAGGUGGAGAAGGCUAAGGCAGGCGACAUCAAGGAACUGAUGAAGACCAAGUUUAUUGAUGAGUUGAUGCGUCGUGAGGCUGUCAGUGGCACGUUUGAGAUGACUGAGGGGACUGUGAGACCCUUCAUGACCUACCCAGCAGAGGACCCCGUUGUACAGUACUACAAUGCUGAACGCAGCACCGACCUGACAGACAAGCCCUGGGACCCCGAGGCCGACUGUGAAUACCUCAGGAAGGGAAUGAAGGGAUUAGGUACUGACGAGGAUGCUGUCACCCACGUCGUGGCCACACGGUGCAACCAGCAGAGACAGAAGCUCAAGACCAUGUACAAGACCAUGUAUGGACGGGAUCUGAUCGAGGAUGUCCACAGCGAGCUGAGUGGGGACUACCGGGAGUCGGUGAUGGCGUGUUUCGUGGACCCUGCCCGCUACGAUGCUUGGUGUGUGAAGGAGGCCAUCUAUGGCCUGGGAACUGAUGAGGCUACACUGAUUGAGGUGCUGAUGACUCGCACAAACCGACAGAUUGCGGAGAUGAAAAAUGUAUAUGGCGAUGUGGCUAGCCCCAAUCGCAAAGUCAAUGAUACCCUGAUUGAAAAGGACAUUGAGGAUGACACCAGCGGAGACUUCAAACGCCUGCUGAUAUCUGCCUCCCAGGGCAAUCGGUACGAGAUCAGCCGGGACAGCCUGGAGGCAGCUGUGGAGGAGGUCGUCGUCGAUGACCAUGCGACCGGGAUGUUCCAGGUGAACUAUGCGAAGCUGUGUGACAUGGAGAAGGCGAGGAGAGAUGCCCAGCUGUUGUUCAAGGCUGGAGAAGACCGGUGGGGCACAGACGAGGAGACCUUCAACAGGAUCUUCUCCACCAGAGAUUACUACACCAUGAGAACAAUCUACAAUGAGUAUGUCAAGAUCACACAAAGAGACAUUUUGAACUCAGUUGAUCGUGAGACGUCUGGGAACUUCAGGAAGGGGCUGUAUGCUGUUGCAAUGAACAUCCGCUGUCGACCGAUGUACUUUGCGGAGAAGUUGAGAGAUGCCAUGAAAGGACUUGGUACGGCAGAUAAAACUCUCAUCAGGAUCAUCAUCUCCCGGUCCGAGAUUGAUAUGGUUCAGAUAAAGGAGUGUUUCCUUCAGCUCACGAAGCAGACUCUGUGGAACUGGCUCAAGGACGACUGUAGCGGAGACUACAAGAAGUUGCUCCAGGCAGUGGUUGGUCGGAACUAGGUCAAGGUCAUGAUAUAGGAAUUUGAUACAAGGUCAUGGCAACUCAUUUUGAUCAUGAGGUCAAGGUCAUUACAUCUGCAUUCAAACAAGGUCAAGGUCACCUAAUCUGUAUCCAUACAAGGUCAAGGUUUAUGUCAUUUCUCAGAACACAGAAACAAUGCUAUAAUGACGUGAUUGGAAUGCAGCAAUGCAAAUUGAGACAAAAUUGCAAAUGAACAAAGAGUAAACUGUAUUUAUUUGUUGAUGCAAUAUGCUUUUUCAGCUGGACAAAUAGGAAAGUGAGAUGCAUGUAAUGAAUUAUCUGUGUUUUCAUACCGGGUAACAUACAGUAUACUAUUCUAUGAAUGUAAAACAAUAAUGUAUAUUCACGGAUGACCAACCCUAAACAGGGUUUAGAAAUGCACUGUUGCCACUGAUAUCAGGAUAAUUGCUUGUUCAGAAAAACAUUUUUGGAUGUCUGUUUUAAUUAAUUGUUAUUCAUAUUAUUUGAUGACAUGGAUCACUGUCAUCAAAUAUUUAACAUUGUUUCGUUGAACGACUGAAAGGGUUUUAUUUUUGUUAUUCAAGUGUUGACUCUAUAUACAAUAGAGGUUUGUUGAAAAAAUGUUAUUCUAUAGGACAUUUUGUUUCUAUGUUCUGUACAGGGUAGGUAGCAAAUUGAUUAACUUAAAUGUUAAUGACACAUAGUAUAGAGCUAAUAUUAGGUUAAAUAUCUUCAGAUCAUUGCAGGCUGCUUGAUCGAAGUGUGAUUCCCAUACACUGUAUUUUCAGUAGGAGAUGAAUCAGGAAUUCAUGUCAUAUCUUAAAGCCUGUAUGGGUUAUGACCUUGAAUCUGAUGUUUGUCUCAUGACCAUGUUACCACUCAGAUAGCCUGUAAAGCCGUUUUAACCAUAAUUAUGACCUGGCUCUUACAAAUAUGAUAACUAUACCGACAGAGCUCCACGAUGCCUUCAGACAAGAGCAGUGCAGGUGGAAUGGAUUAGCAAUAUGUCCAAUGAACUCGCUGUAAUGACAGAGUAUGGUGACCAUAUAGCUUAGAUAGAUCUUUCUUACAAUAAUGUACCCGGUACCUUUUAAUUAUACAUGAUAGAAAACUUCUUAUUAGUUGCUUGAAUUCUUAAUCUACGGUACAUUCUUGGGGUUCAAACAUCACCUGUCUGAAUAAUUAUUCUUGAGUAUUUUCUUGGAGGUUGAACAUCACCUGUCUGAACAUUUCUUCAACAGUAUAUUCUUGGAAGUUAAACAUUAUGCCUAAGUACUUAUUCGGCAGUAAAUUCUUGGGGGUUAAACAUCACCUGUCUGAAUAUUUAUUCAAUAGUAUUUUCUUGGAGGUUAAACAUCACCUGUCUGAAUAUUUAUUCUAUAGUAUUUUCUUGGAGGUUAAACAUCACCUGUCUGAAUAUUUAUUCUGUAGUAUAUUCUUGGAGGUUAAACAUCACCUGUGUCAAUAUUUAUUCUGUAGUAUAUUCUUGGAGGUUAAACAUCACCUAUGUCAAUAUUUAUUCUUUAGUAUUUUCUUGGAGGUUAAACAUCACCUGUCUCAAUAUUUAUUCUGUAGUAUUUUCUUGGAGGUUAAACAUCACCUGUCUGAAAACUUAUUCUACAGUACAAUGUCGGAGGUUAAACAUCACCUCUCUGAAUAUCUAUAUACCAGGACUAGGGCCAUCUUUAGCACAGCUGAAGACUUGGGGGCAGUGGUCUAGCCUAGAUGUUAAAGCGUUUGCUUGUCAGGCCAAAGACCCUGUUUUGAUUCCCAACAUGCUAUUACAAUGUGGGAAACCAUUGCUGGUGUCUCCCGCCCUAAUACUGCUGAAAGCUGUGAAAACCAAACUCAUGCAGUCACUGAUACACUUUGUAUCAUGGAAAUGAACCUCAUGUGUCUAUUACUGCCAACAAAGCAAUAACUAUUUUGUUCUCCUUCCAAAUCUUUGCGUGUUUUGUAAAUGUUCAAAUGAAAUGUCUCCUUUGUAUCUUUGUUUCAUUUUCUAAUGGAAUCUGAUCAAUAAAAUCAUUAAUGUUCUUA